This is a messenger RNA of Paramecium octaurelia, 636 nucleotides long. Lineage: Eukaryota; Ciliophora; Oligohymenophorea; Peniculida; Parameciidae. The record is from the annotation of a GenBank genome assembly.
GGAUAAUAACAUAAGAUCAUUUAGAUGGGUUGUUGUGCCCCAAGGAAUAAAAAAUAUGUUUUUAUAAUAGGAACUCCAGGAUCAGGAUAAUCAGAAUUAUGUAAAAAAUUGUAAGAAAAUACAAAUGACACCUCAUUUGUUGCAAUUCCUGAAAUGGAUUUAGAUAGAGAAAUAGAAAUUAGAGAGUAAUCUAUAUUGGAUUUUCAAAAAACCUAUAAUGAGAAGCAUAAAGAAAAUAAUCAAAUAAUUUCUUUAAUUGUGAGUGUUAAAUUUGAGAGAACAGAUAUUAUGAAACGAAACUUGUUAUCUGUGAUUAAAUAUUUUCGUCGCUUUAUAGAUUUAAUCAUCAUCAUAGUGACUUAUUUUGAUUAAAGCGAAUAUGUUGAUGAAGAUAAAGAGAACUUAAAAAAAUCAUUAAAAUUUUUAUUGAAAAAUGAUGAAGAGCGAAUAUUUUUUAGUUAAAAUUCAAAUUAAAUUGAUGAGAAAGAAAAGCUAUUAGAUGUUAUCAAUAAGGUUGAUUAAAAUAAAUAAUAGUCAUUCACACUAAAGGAUACAAUAUUUGAAGAAGUAGAUGACUCUUAAAAAUAAUAAAUAUUAAAUCAAUUAUUUUCCUCGUUUGGAACUAGAAAAUAAUGA